Molecule: messenger RNA, 1112 nt
Organism: Pecten maximus
Lineage: Eukaryota; Metazoa; Mollusca; Bivalvia; Pectinida; Pectinidae
Exons: 4
Coding region: 149-478 (109 amino acids)
Source: RefSeq, a predicted model, not a curated record
AGUGCCAGUACCUAUAUAGGGGGAGUCGACGUGCAGUAAGGACAGAUUCCCAGGCAUCAGUAAGCUCUCCACUUGUCUUCCAAAUCGCAGCGGUGAUUUACCUCUUGGAUUAGGCUGCUAGUACCAGUUUACAGAAACACCAAACAAAAUGAACUCAUACAUUGCCAUCGCCCUCGUGCUUUGCAUAGCAGUUGCUCAAGUACAGUCACAAGGAGCCCCUGGUCAGGGCGGAAUAAUGAAACCAGCAGCCACUUCUCCGACCAUGGGUAACACUGGUGCUGUACCCACACGAUCUAAUCCUCUCAUGGGAGGUAUGGCUCCCUUUCUGAUGAUGAGCGGCAACGAUAUGAUGAGGGAUAUGAUGAGAUGGAACAUGAUGAUGAGGGGCAUGGGUCCAAUGAUGGGAGGUAAUGCCAUGCAAAGGUGGAUGUACUUGAAUGCUCUUACCGGAAACGAUAUGGGAUUCGGAAUGUUUUGAUUCCACUUCCAUGGACACCAAGCAUCCAAAUAUGAUUUGGUCUUCACCUAGGACGGUUUUUCGGUUUCAUUUGUUCUGUCCAACAGUUCGAAUGACCCUCUUUAAUGCAGGUUGCGGUAACAACACAAGCGACAUUCCAUAAGACAAUUCAUUCUUUCCUUAACCAUUAUGUUUUCAAUUUGUCUUACACACAAAUGUUUUUGUUUGUUAAGCUAUUUCGUUCAAGGAAAACAACACGUGUCUUUAUAAAUUGUUAUCUUAGAUUGUGAAUACGCGCAUGACUCCGAACUUGUUCUGAUGAACUGAUAUUCAUAUUCUAUAAGGCAUGUUUUGUGAUAUACCUCACCCAUAUAAGAGAUUUCAUUUCGUUAAUCACUAGAAACUGUUUAAAAAUGAUACUCUUUGCUCUUAAACAUAAAUUUAGAGAUAAAAUUAAAAAAUGAACUAAUAGAAAUAUUGCAGAAAAAUGAUAUUCAACGAAACAUUUAAAUGUAUAAAUUUGAAAUUCAGCAUGCAUGUGCAAAUAUCUUUUGUUCUUUUGUGAUUUUCUGGUGUGAUGUUGUUUUCACCUAUAAAUAAUAUCAAUUUCAUAUGUUUUCUUAAGUUUGUCUUCUCUAAUAAAAUCUCUUCUAAA